GGAGCCGCACGGGGAAGGCAGGUGGAGCGGCAGCGCAGUCCGGCACGCACCGCCGGGUGCCGCCACCGCGCGGGGCUGUGCCGCGCCGUCCCGCCGCUCUGCGCGGGGAGCGUCGGAAGGGGUGAAUGCGCAGCACAGUAUCCGCUAGAAAGCUCCGUUAGUGUAACUGCUGCUGCCAUUUCCUUAAAUAGCUUCUAUUAGCCACUGGAUUUUAAUAAAGGCUGGAAUCUUCCUUCGAAUAGAACUGAUUUUUAAUAAAAGGACCGAUGCCGCCAGCCCAUCUGGCUAGAAAGAUAGAGGUGCUCCGAUUUUGCAGCGUGCGCCAUGCCUAACACUUUAGAAUUGUCUCAGAUACGUACGCCCUAUCGAUGGCAUUUAACUGCCUGCUGUGCACGUCCUGUGGUCCUUUCCUCCCGCUUAAUAUGCUCGCGCUGUGUUACGGUCAGCCGUCACCUGAGCACCGAGCCCUCGGUGGCACAGGGGCCUGAACUCAGCACCGAGGGGCUGCCAGCAAGUCCGGGGUGGCCUAACGGUGGGGGUGCUGAAAAAGGAAUGUGGGAGGUUCUCCUGCCGCUUUGCGAGGAAUCAGUGCACUGUUUGCAGAACCUGUGUGAGAGAGGCACAAGCUCAGUCCGGUAACGGGAGCUAUGGAGGUACGGAGUGUGCCUGCUGGACGUGUAAGGGGGAAAUCAGUCGUCUGUAGUAGAGAUUGCUUACAGCCCUCGGAUACUCUCAGUUCGUCCGGAUUCAGGGGAUUUUUCCCAGAAGUGGCAAAGGAACAUCCUGCCAGGCCAACGUUUCAGGGCACGGGGAUAGCUGGCUCCGUGCUCCUGACUUUGGAAGGAACUGCAAUUGCUGUGCCCACAGAUCUUUCGUGGUAACAUUUCACUUGGCUGACUGAUCUUGACCAAAUCUGGCAUAGGUUGAGAGAAUUUUCCUGUGAGUUUAUUAUAAGUCUUUGGUUAUAAGCACCAGUCAGAUGUCAAAGGCUUAAUUCCUCCAGGCAUGGCAAGAAGGCAAGCACAGUCACCCACUCCUCAACACUGAACGGCACGUAGUCAUGUAUUUCUACCUUCCUUGCUAAUUGCUAAUCAGCAUAUGUGUCGUGCCUUCUUUUUUUUUUAGGAGGGGUGGGGAGGGGGGUUAUUUUAUUUUAAAAAGAAAUCACAGUGCAUUUUGUAUUGAUGAUGUGUGACCUUUAGUGAGUCCAUUGCGAUGAUUUGCUCACCCAUGGGGAACGGGUUCCCGUGUUGACAGUGAUUCCAAGAGCUGGUAAUUUAAAUGGUUGUCUUAGGUUGUUUUGUUAUGUAACAUGAGGAUUUUGCACAGGAUUUAAAUGUCAGCCUUCUGUUAUAUUUGAUUCAAAAUCAAAUUGUAUUUUUCAGAAAAAAAUGCAAAUAAACCAUUUUUUGUCUCCUGAUACAAAGGAGAAAAAACCCACAAGCUUUGCGUGAUCUUCACAAAAGGCAUUAGCAGAAGUGGCAAGCUUUCUGCAAAGGCUGCGCUAACUUCCAUUUGUUUUAAAUUUGUGUCCAGGACAACCAAUAUGGAUUUGGGGUAUGCACCAAUCUGGGUCCCCACUGAAAUCCUCCCUGGUUAAGAAAUGCAAGAUGGCCCAAGUGUACAAACAGAUAUCCUGUGUGAGAGACGGCAGAGCAUCUGUCAUAUACCCAAUCUUGAGAAAACAAAAUUUUGAUUUAAGCACUCCAGUUAGUUUUUCUCGUCGCUUCUCAUUUCUGAUGCUUGCCUUUCCACCUCCCAGACCUUCCAGCUGCCAGCAUUCGUUGUGCUGAAGGAAACGCUGAGCCGUGCAGGACAGCCAUUUUGAAUUACGUGCCCAUGAUCUAUUGUUUCCCUUCAGGGAGCUCUCUGAAUGCAUUACACAGCUCCAGUACUACAUUUGCAAAUGCAUUUCAUCUCUUUUCUAUUCCCUUUUCUGAAUUUGUUGGGAGAAAAUGUAACCAAAACUCAGGAGGAAAGAAAGAUACUGUGCUAUGUUAACAGCGAAAUUCAUUUUGGGGAGGGUUUUUUUGUUUUGUUUUGUUUUUUUUUCAUGAACCAACAGUUGCAGCACGUACUCAUCUGUUUCUGGGUGAGAGGACUGAGUUUAUACAGGCUGGGUCCAUUAUUGCUCAAAUAACACCUCUUGUGCACUGUUUGUAUUAUUGUCCUCGCACUUCCUCCAUGCAUCCUGGAGAUAAAGGCCUUGGUUUUAAGAAGUGGGGAGGACAAGGUAGAAUAGUGAAUUUAAAACACAAAGAAGACGCUAGGUAGGAGAAGCUGUGCUUGUGAGAGGCACCGGCUUCCCGGACUCAUCCUGUUCAUUUCGCAUUUGCGUGUUAAAAGAAUCUGAAAUUAACAGCUUAUCUACAGAAAAGGCGUUACCAGCAGAUGACAAGACUGGGGCAUGAUUCUGGUAGUUUUUGUUUAAAUGCCAGAUGGGCUGUUCAGACUGCCCUCGAGUGCAGCUCAUGCUCAGCCCUUACCCUCUGUUUACUCACCUUGGCAUUUUGGCUGGUGCCUCUCAGGUUUCUUGCAGUAUAUAUACUGUGCAUUAAUGGGACCCUGGAUCUUCCUCCACCGCUUCGUGGUGUCCUGGGUGCACUUUCAGUCCCAUUCCUCUCUGCCCUUACCAACGACUCACUCUGUGUCUAAGAGGUGGGCUACAGCUUGGCUUGGGUAUAAGCAAGACGUUAAGAAACCCUCAGCCUGACCAAAAGACUGUCUAUUCUUACAUAGAUUGUUGUUGUCAGCUAGGCACAGGCACUGCUUUGGCUGUCACAGAUGAUGGAUGGAGAAAAUGCGAAGGCUGAACCCGGUUGUGAUAGCUAUUUCUGUGAAGAGCUACUACACGCGCCUGUCGUUGCCUUCCAUGUGGGGUUCCAUCCGUGGCUCUCCCUGGCGAUGUGCUGCUGUGUUUGCAGCCCAACCACUCACCCAGUUGUACACACCAGAGAGGCCAAACUGCUGUGGCCUGUGGGGCUGAGCUGCUCUCAGCUCCUGGGGAGGAUGGGCCCUCCCAGGCAUCCCCUCAUCUGCAGAGGUAAAGGCAGGAGAGUAGGCAUCAGAUGGUGAAUUUUCUUGUUAUUAAACUGUAGGAACCUUGUGCUCACAAACCAUCAUUCACUCUUUAGAUUAAUUCACUCAAUAGUUCUGAGAGAUCAAGUUGAAGAGUGAUUUUAGCAAGAUUACACUUGAUGGCUUUUUCCUUUUUUUUUUUUUCUUCCCUAACAGUGCUCCAGUGUUGCCAGUUCCAGAAGAGCAUGGCCUCACAGUGUGUCUCAAACAUUCAACUUUGAACAAAAUUUCUUUGCUAAGAUCACUGUAACCUGUUCUGUUUGGUAUCCGAGCAUUUACUGUUUCUGUUUAGGUAUCUGGACAAAGAUGUAGAUGACAGAGAAGUGUCUUCCCCUUCUGGCUUGGAAACAAAUCUCUCAAGAGCAGACCAGGACAUUUCUCUGAGGAAAUGGAUUCAUCAUCUUCCCAAAACCAUCCAGUCAAAAAGCGAGUGAAAAUUCAUCCCAACACGGUAACGGUGAAAUAUACAUCUCACUAUCCCCAGCCAGGAGAAGAGGGAUAUGAGGAUGGUAAUGAAGAUACAGGAGUAUUCAUGGAGGACAGUCCAAAGACAAGACUAUUGAAUGCUGGGAAAAAAAGAGAAAGGACUUUUUUUGGUACAAUAGACACGCAGCUUCAGCCAGCACAACUGCCAAAACCCAGUGAGAUGGGGCAUUUCCAGAACUUUCCUGAAGGAAAUAUACUGCAGUCAAGGAAAAUGUGGAUAGUCCUUUUUGGAUCUGCCGUGGCUCACGGAUGCGUGGCUCUAAUUACACGAUUAAUUUCUGAUCGUUCCAAAGUGCCAUCACUAGAGUUAAUUUUCAUCCGUUCGGUCUUACAGGUCCUGUCCAUUACUGCUGUGUGUUACUACCAUGAGCCACCCUUUGGCCCCAAAGGGUACAGACUCCGGCUCUUCUUCUAUGGGGUCUGCAACGUUAUCUCCAUUACCUGUGCUUAUACCUCUUUCUCUAUAGUUCCCCCUAGUAAUGGAACCAUUAUGUGGAGGGCCACCACUACAGUGUUCAGUGCCAUUUUGGCUUUUUUACUAGUAGAUGAAGGAAUGGCUUAUGUAGACAUAGUUACAGUAGUUGGCAGUGUGUUUGGUGUUUGUCUGGUCAUGAUCCCCAACAUCAUGAAGGAAGAAAACUCUCUGCUGAGCACCUGGAAGGAAGCUUUUGGCUAUACCAUGACUGUAAUGGCAGGUUUGACCACUGCUCUCUCCAUGAUAGUCUACAGGUCAAUCAAAGAUAACAUCAGCAUGUGGACAGCACUAUUCACCUUUAGCUGGACGGGAGCAGUGUGGGGAGCAUCUACCAUGUUCUUACUUCAAGAGCCAAUCGUCCCACUGGAUGGAGAAACCUGGAGCUAUCUCCUUGCCAUCUGCCUGUGCUCCACAGCAGCCUUCCUGGGGGUCUACUACGCCUUAAGCAAGUUCCACCCUGCUUUGGUCAGCACUGUACAGCACCUAGAGAUAGUCAUUGCCAUGGUCCUGCAGCUCAUUGUGCUGCGCAACUUGCCAGGUACUUACGAUCUUGCUGGAGGAGCAGUUAUUUUGGUUAGUGUUUUUUUCCUUGCAUGCUAUAAACUGUCCUGGAAGAAUUUAGGAAGACAAGAUUAUCAGGAGAUUGUGGAUUCUUCCAUUAAAUGAAUUGCAGUUUUGUUGUCCAGCUCUGGA
Messenger RNA from Numida meleagris (helmeted guineafowl), 4732 nucleotides. It is a transcript of the gene SLC35G2, whose product is annotated as solute carrier family 35 member G2. Gene Ontology annotation, cellular component: plasma membrane. Bases 3467 to 4705 code for a protein of 412 amino acids. The record is from RefSeq and is a predicted model, not a curated record. Lineage: Eukaryota; Metazoa; Chordata; Aves; Galliformes; Numididae. The transcript is spliced from 2 exons.